UACAUUGAUACAGAAAGAAGAGUAAGUUGAGUGUAGAAAAAAUGUAUUUAAAGCCCGAUGGUGUUCAGAGAACCAUUAAGCAUGUCAGAACAAGACAGAAAAGAAGCUCAGUGGUUCAUAAAAUUCUGUUGAAUUUACCUUAAUGAAUAAUUUCAACAAUGACAGCAAAGGUCAGCUCAAAAAUGUUAGUUUUCUUCAAAUCCCUGAACACGUGAAAAAGAAGAAACGAAAACAUUGGUCAAGAAGGAAACUUUGGGGUCUUUAUCAUGAAGAUUGGAUGCGGAGAAAUACAUGUAGAGUGGGUUUCAAAUCGGGCGACAAUAACCAAGUAUCUCUCGAUUCGUCCACUGGCGCUUGGAACGUCAGCUCGGUUUUAACAGGGUGUUUAUUAUUCGUAACCAUCUCUUCUCUCAUCUUGUUUGUGGUGUUUCGGAAGAGGAUAGAGUAUCGGGUGUACAGAGUUAAACAAAAUCUGAGGCGGCGCAGACGACAUCCGGGUAAUCGCCAGACAGGGCGGCCAUUCCUUCCAGAGGACAAGAAGUAUGACGUGUAUCUAUCUUAUUCUGAGGAGGAUUACCCAUGGGUAAGAAAGCAUCUUCUGUCCCUCUUUGACGACUGGGAAACAGAGAACAACGUUACUGCUUUUGAUACAUACAAAAUAUAUUGUAGUGAUCGAGAUUCCCAUCAUGGCAAGUCGGAACUGGAGAAUAUGUGCGAAAAUAUUGAGCUGAGUCGAGUUGCUGUUGUUGUAUUGUCCAGCAGUUACACACAGAAACAUCUACACACAGUGGAACUAGAGCACCUUCUGUACAGCAAAGAUAUAUCUGUUAUUCAGGAUAUUGUCAUCAUUAUGAUUGAAGAGCUCAAAUUCAAACAAAUUCCAACAGCCCUUCAUCACCAGAUAAAACAAGACAAAGUUUACCGAUGGGAAGCGGGCAAAACGAAACAGAAGAAGUUCUAUGGAGACUUAUUACGAGCUCUUAAGUGAUGCAUUUUCUGUGGUUUCGUGUGUUGAUAACUUUUUAGAUUAGCUUGAUUUGCACACUUUAGUCAAGUAAACAAUUAAAUGAUUGUUUCUGGUUGUGUAUGUCAGAAUGGAAGCUGGGAGAAAAUAUACAUAACCCGCUAAUGGGACACGUUAUAUAGAUUUAUGCGACGAUCGACUACCGUACGCUGUUUUUAUAUACUUUAGAGAACUAGACUAAGGCUGCAUUUAGAGCACGUGGUCCAAGGUAUAUUUUAAAAAAAAGAAAAUAUUCUUAUAAAAAUCACAUUAUUUUGUGAAAUUGAUAAAAAAAAAAACAAGCAGGAACAUUCUUAAUUCCAGUUUAUUCACCUGUAAUUGCAAGGGCUUAUAGAGGGGUACCACUCUGGGUUGUGAUUGAAAACAAACUGACUGAUUGUAAUAUUGAGGUUUCAGUGCGGAAUACUGAUAUGAAAAAUGUUAGUGACGGGGUUUUACUUUACCUUCAUACAUCAGAAAAAUAAGUACUAUAUGUAUAUGUAAAGAAAUCUUUGGGAGAGUGGAGAAAAAAUAAUACUAAGUAAGCUUUAAUAUUGAUGCCUGAACAGCAAUCCCCGAGUUCAGAAAGUAUUCUUUGGAGUUAUAUUUAUAACAGGAAAUAGAGAUAUGUAUCCAUUCACGCUGCCUAUGUGUGUUAACCUUUUCUUGUAAAAUAACAAGAUAUCUACUAAACAAUACUAUAUCCUGUUAUUAUAGUACCUGUAUUUGCAUUUAGACGUGAUAGUGAAUUUUAAUGUUAUUAUUUA
Messenger RNA from Magallana angulata, 1770 nucleotides. Its product is annotated as X-linked interleukin-1 receptor accessory protein-like 2. The record is from RefSeq and is a predicted model, not a curated record. Gene Ontology annotation, biological process: toll-like receptor signaling pathway; immune response. The transcript has a single exon. NCBI's taxonomy places the organism in Eukaryota, Metazoa, Mollusca, Bivalvia, Ostreida, Ostreidae. Gene Ontology annotation, cellular component: membrane. Bases 143 to 988 code for a protein of 281 amino acids. Gene Ontology annotation, molecular function: transmembrane signaling receptor activity.